AUAAGCCCCGCCCCUCCCCCUCCUCAGUAAAACCAAUCCUGUGUGUGUGUGUGUGUAUGUGUGUGUGUGCUGUCUCAGUCCCUGUGUGUCUCUCAGCCUGUCUGAUUUCCCUCUGAGCCGCGGGGAUCGAACCAGCUGCAGACUCCGGUCCUCUGUCGAGCGCUGUGACCAUCCUUACACAACGUGUGCUCGUUUCAUCUUUAUCCAUCUUUUAAUUAAACUUGUGACAUCAUACAGGUGAGACCCUGAGGGCAGCUGCUCUCUCUCUCUCUCUCUCUCUCUGACUCUGCAUCAUGGCGUCCGGUCUGAUCCGCCGUCACUUGGCUCUCUCUCUGCACAGGAACGUGAGGCUCAGCGCUCCAGCCUGCAGGUAUGUCAGUAAAGCAGCUCCAAAGACUGAGCAGGACUACGACUACAGUGGACCCUCCAUGAAAACCACCGUACCUGGACCCAGAACACAGGAGCUGACCAAACAGCUGGGAGAAAUUCAGAACGUGGGGGCCAUAAACUUCUUCUGUAACUAUGAGGAAAGUCGGGGGAACUACCUGGUGGACGUGGACGGAAACCGCAUGCUGGACCUUUACACACAGAUCUCCUCCAUCCCCAUUGGUUAUAAUCACCCUGAUCUGCUCAAACUGAUGUCCAACCCCAACAACCUGAGCGCGCUGGUGAACCGUCCCGCUCUUGGGAUCCUGCCACCGGAGAACUUUGCAGAUAAAAUCACAGAGACUCUGCUCUCAGUGGCGCCCAGUGGGAUAACCCGUGUUCAGACGAUGGCGUGCGGCUCGUGCGCCAAUGAGAACGCCUACAAAGCCAUGUUCAUCUGGUACAGGAAUAAAGAGCGAGGACACAACGCGCCGUCUGAAGAAGACCUCAGCAGCUGUAUGAUAAACCAGUCUCCAGGAUGUCCUGAACUCAGUAUUUUAUCCUUCAUGGGCGGAUUCCACGGCCGGACGUUGGGUUGCCUAUCAACAACACACUCUAAACCCAUCCACAAACUGGACUUGCCGUCGUUUGAUUGGCCGAUUGCUACGUUCCCGCACCUUCAGUAUCCUCUGGAGGAGUUCACCCGCGAGAACGCUCAGGAGGAGGCGCGCUGCCUGGAGGAGGUGGAGGAUCUGAUCGUCAGGUGGAGGCAGAAGGGGAAGCCGGUGGCGGGGAUCGUAAUUGAGCCGAUCCAGGCUGAAGGGGGAGAUAACCACGCCUCCCCCGACUUCUUCAGGAACCUCCGCAACAUUGCACGCAAGCACGGCUGUGCGUUCCACGUGGAUGAGGUUCAGACAGGGGGCGGGGCCACGGGAAAGUUCUGGGCUCACGAGCACUGGGGAUUGGAAGACCCGGCAGACAUCGUGGCCUUCAGUAAGAAAAUGCUGACCGGAGGAUACUUCCACAAGGACGAACUGCAGGCUGACAAGCCGUACCGUAUCUUUAACACCUGGAUGGGGGAUCCUUCAAAGAACCUGAUGCUGGCUGAAGUCCUGAACGUGAUGCGCAGAGAGAACCUUCUGGAGGAGGUGUGCCGCUCAGGGAAAGCUCUGCUGAACGGCCUGUAUGAGCUGCAGGCUCAGUACCCCGGCCUGCUGAGCCGAGCUCGAGGACAGGGGACUUUCUGUGCCAUCGAUAUCUGUGACGACGCCACACGCACGAGCCUGCUCAACAAGGCCAGAGACAAAGGUGUCCUCCUGGGUGGCUGUGGAUCUCAUUCAAUCCGUUUCCGUCCUGCGUUGGUCUUCAAAGAGUACCACGUCCACAUGUUCCUCAACAUCUUUAACGACGUGUUGGCUCAGCACAAAUAAACCCAACUUGAAGACCUGAUGGACCUGAAGAACCUGAGGGACCUGAAGGACUCGGACUUACCCUACCUGCUACUGAUUGAAUCCUGUCAUGAUGAACACAAUCCUUACAUUAAUUUACACACCUGUCAGCUCUGUUUACAGGUCAACGACCAAUUCAUCUUCAAAACUGACCAAUCAUCAUCAUCCUCUCAUUAGCUCCAUAAGAUCAUCCUGUACCCACAGAACCAAUCAGAGAACAGAUUAUUCUGGGUCCUGUGCUAGAUGAAAAGAAUCAAUGUAUUGAUGGAAGCAGCCGUUUGAUACAGGUGAGUCUGUUUGUCUGACAGGUAGCAUUAACAUUAUAUUAAUGUAAAUAAGGUGUUCUCAUUAACCUCUCACACACACACACACACACUCUGUCAGGGCGCAUCAGGGCUGUCACCACAAUAUUCAACUUUGAUUUGAUACCUGUGGCAAUAAAGGACAUCGCUACCAAGGCGACAACAAUUAGAGUCCCAGACACACGUAUUGGUUUAUUAAUUCUUUUGAAUUAUUAAAAAUUGCUCGCUGUCUAAAUUGUACAAAGAUGUAACCAACAGUUCAGACAGUGAGCAGGAGGAAUCAGCAACAUGACCCUCAGACACGCUGAACCGUGACAGACUGUGGCGCCCUCUGGUGGUCGUAUUGAAGAAACCAGCCUGCAUGUCAUUAAAGCUCCUCGCUCUGCUUCUGACUGUUCUGUUGCUCUUCAUAGGAAUGACUUCUUCAGCUUGAAAUGUUUUAGCCCAGAAAUGUGAAACUUUGAUGGACCAUAAACAGUCUUAGAUGAUGUAGUGCCUGCAUGACUUUUUAUACGGCCUCCAUCACACGUUGAAAACAGGCUGAACAGAGAGCUUCAUAUCAGCUGGUUCAAUAAUGUCCAUAUUCACCCUUCAGCUACGAAGGCCCCAAAGGACAAAAGACAAAAAGCACAAACAUAAAGAAAUGCACUUCAUAUCUCACACACACACACACACACACACACACAAUGAACCUGUGCUUAGAGCUGCUAACUCUCUAUAGAUCCACUUUCUGUGAUUAUUGAUCCGUCAGUUCGUUGACAUCAGAUUAUCGUUUCUUUUUAUUUAUGAGCUGCCAAACGGAGACCUCGUGUUAUGUGAUGAUAAACAACAACAACAACAGCUCAGCGUUUAUAUGAGGCUUCGUUAACGCUGUCUCACCUUUACUGUUGUACGUCAGCGCCCCCUGGUGGUGACUGUGUGAUAACAGCGUUAUACUCAGGCUCUGAAACACGUUCAUGUUGAACAUCCUCGUUUCUCUGAAACUCAGGAAGACAUCGGGAGAGGCUGUGAGCCGAGCUGCUGCUAACGUUAGCUUAGCUUGUUUAUGGGCACCAUGUCAGACUUAACAUCAUAUCAGAUAUAUAAGAUAAUAUUUAUAUUUUAUUAACAGACUUUUGUUCUUUAUUUAAACAAAAGGAGACAAACUGAGCGCUGUUUCCCAUGCUAGCAUGUUAGCUAACUGUAGCUAAUUAGCUUAGCUUUAAGCACAGGUCCAUCAAACACUUCACACCGAGUCUCAUCAGCACAUGUAGUAAACAUGUUUAUGGCUCUGACUCUGGCGCUCUGUGAUUGGUUGAAUGUUCCUGGCGCCUUUAGACGAGUGUAGCAGCUCAUGAACAUGAAUCUGUUGUAAAUAUGAAAACAUGUGUCGGGGUCUCUCUCUUAACCACUCUGAUAUUUACGCUUUGUUUGGUAGCAGUUCAUGAAGGAUGAGGACAACGGCGCCCGUUUGUCUGUUUCUCGUCACUCAGUAUUACCUGAUGUAGAGUUCCCAUGAUCCUCUCUGUUAACUACAGUAAUUAUUGCACUUGUGACAUAUAGAUGAUUAUUGAUGUAAUUAUUUUAAUGGCUCUAACUGUUGUACUGUGAUCAAUAAAUUAAUCCAGUUUGACUAA
This is a messenger RNA of Labrus mixtus (cuckoo wrasse), 3732 nucleotides long. It is a transcript of the gene abat, whose product is annotated as 4-aminobutyrate aminotransferase. Gene Ontology annotation, biological process: GABA catabolic process. Gene Ontology annotation, cellular component: mitochondrion. Bases 294 to 1796 code for a protein of 500 amino acids. NCBI's taxonomy places the organism in Eukaryota, Metazoa, Chordata, Actinopteri, Labriformes, Labridae. The transcript is spliced from 18 exons. Gene Ontology annotation, molecular function: pyridoxal phosphate binding. The record is from RefSeq and is a predicted model, not a curated record.